CCUCAAUGGGCAUCACCCCUUUCUUUGUGGAGAGUGUCAGUGAGCUGCAGCUGUGUGCCAUCAAGCUGGUGACAGCGGUGUUCUCCCGCUAUGAGAAGCACAGGCAGCUGAUUUUGGAAGAGAUCUUCACAUCUCUGGCCCGACUGCCCACCAGCAAACGCAGUCUCCGCAACUUCAGGCUGAACAGCAGCGACAGGGACGGCGAGCCCAUGUACAUCCAAAUGGUUACAGCCCUGGUGCUACAGCUCAUUCAGUGCGUGGUACACCUCCCAAACGACCGCGACGCCAUGGAGGACGAGUACAACAGCAAGGUACGCAGAGAAAUGGUGUAA
This is a messenger RNA of Salvelinus sp. IW2-2015, 332 nucleotides long. Its product is annotated as nipped-B-like protein A. Lineage: Eukaryota; Metazoa; Chordata; Actinopteri; Salmoniformes; Salmonidae. Gene Ontology annotation, cellular component: Scc2-Scc4 cohesin loading complex. The record is from RefSeq and is a predicted model, not a curated record. Gene Ontology annotation, molecular function: chromatin binding. Gene Ontology annotation, biological process: digestive tract development; regulation of gene expression; heart morphogenesis. The transcript has 3 exons. Bases 6 to 332 code for a protein of 108 amino acids.